AUGAUUAAAAUUUAAGAGAAAGUGGAGAAUUCUCAGAAACCUUUCUAAAGAAAAAGAUUAAAUAUUGAUUAGCAAGUCAAAUUCAAUUUGAUUCAUAGUGUGAACAAGGAUCAUUUGACUGUUUAUUAGGCAGCUAAGCUUCACAAAUUGAAGUAUUCUACAGCUAAGCAUAUUUUUAGAAAUUAUCAAAGAGAUGUCAAUAAUUUCUUUUCGAAAUAAAGAAAAAAAAGAUAAAUAUGUAAAUGUUAAAAUAUUGUUAUUGAUGUUGUCACAGGAGAAAUUAAGUUGUUUGAAUAAAAUAAUACUUUUCUAAUUAAUAAGAAAGAGAGGAACAUAAAUGCUUUGAAUAACCAGAUAUUUAACAUUCUGUCUUAAUAAAUAUAUUCAGAAAUCAAAAAUACUAUGAGUGAACAUAAUAUUAGUAAAAAACUUAGUUUGGAUGAAUAAUUAGUUAACAUAAAAAAAGUGUUAAAUAAUCAAUAUUUGAAAAUGCUUAGAUGA
This is a messenger RNA of Paramecium tetraurelia, 501 nucleotides long. RefSeq lists its product as uncharacterized. The record is from RefSeq and is a predicted model, not a curated record. The transcript is spliced from 2 exons. Lineage: Eukaryota; Ciliophora; Oligohymenophorea; Peniculida; Parameciidae.